Scophthalmus maximus (turbot) is the source of this 3644-nucleotide messenger RNA. RefSeq names its product family with sequence similarity 189 member A1 (gene entrep2). The transcript has 12 exons. Gene Ontology annotation, cellular component: membrane. The record is from RefSeq and is a predicted model, not a curated record. The coding region runs from base 570 to 3002 and encodes 810 amino acids. NCBI's taxonomy places the organism in Eukaryota, Metazoa, Chordata, Actinopteri, Pleuronectiformes, Scophthalmidae.
CCCCCAAAAAAAAAAAAAAAAAUUCAGCUUGAUUUCAAACUCUCUGGACGGUUUUCGUUUCCUCCCUCUUUUCUCACCUCUGGUUCACGCGUCUCACCCCUCCGAGUUGCGGGAGAUCCCGCAGAGGCGAGAUGCAUGACGGCGUGACAAUGGUGCAGCGCUGCUUGACAGCAGGAUGAUGCGUUUUGGCUUUGUGCCAUUCUGCGUUUUGGCUUUUGAGGAAUGGACUCUGUGUGUGCCGGAGCUGUGCCCGAGAUAAAACCUCCGGCGGGUCGUUCUCUGUGUGUCUGUGUGUGUUUUCUCCUCGAGAACAUGAGGUUGUACUUCAUGUGUGUGUGUUAAGGUGAACAUCUGGCGCCUCCUCUCCUCCUCUCCUCCCGUCCGCCGCCGCAGCGCGUCUCUAAUUGGAGCAACUCCGAGCGCCUUAAUUGAUGGAGAUCCUGCUCGUCGGACACUGACCGGUGCCUGAUCUGAACGACCCGGACGGCCUCUUGUUCGGAUGCUGCUCCCCUCCUCCGGUGCCGCCGUGUACUAGUCGUCCACUCGGUUCGUCGUAUCCUCCGGUGACCAUGCCGGUGAACGCGCUGCCCCGCGGCGGCGGCCCCGGGUCCCUGAGCCCGGCGUCGCUGUCCCGCAGCCUGUCCCGGCUCAGGGAGUACCGGACCCGGACGCGGAUCAUGCUGGCCCUGGGGGUCUCUCAGAUGGUCCUGGGGACUCUCAUCCUGGCCGUCAGCUUCGCCGCGCUGGCCCUCACCACAUCACCCAGGGUCCGACACUCGUGUCCCUUCUGGGCCGGUUUCUCUGUGCUGCUCUCUGGACUGAUCGGAGUGGUGUCAUGGAAGAGGCCGCUCUCUCUUGUGAUCACAUUCUUCAUGCUGCUGUCAGCCGUGUGUGUGAUGCUCAACCUGGCGGGCUCCAUCCUCUCCUGCCAGAACGCUCAGCUGGUCAACUCUCUGGAAGACUGUCAGCUGUGUGGAUGUGUGUUCCCCCCUCCUCCCCACCAGCUCAAGUUUGACAGCGAUGGAGUGUGUGUUUGCUGCGAGCUACAGCAGCAGAGUUCGAGCUGCAACAACAUGGGAGAGACGCUGAAACUGAAUCCGCUGAGGGACUGCAACACAAUACGCCUACGUCUCAAGGAGCUGUUGUUCAGCGUGUGUGCCCUCAACGUCAUCUCCACCAUUGUGUGUGCUCUGGCCACCGCCAUGUGCUGUAUGCAGAUGGUCUCAACGGAUGUGCUGCAGAUGUUUAUGCCGCACAGAGCACGAGCCCUGAAUGCUGACUGUAUGACCCCCCAUGGAACCAUCCUCCACCAAACAAUGGACUUUGAUGAGUUUAUUCCUCCAAUACCUCCUCCACCGUAUUACCCCCCAGAGUACACCUGCACCCCUUCAAUGGACGGACAGAGAGGCCUGCACCUGGACUUUCCCCACUCUCCCUUCAGUGCCAUCUACGGGGUGCCCAUCAACAGCCCAGGGACCCUGUACCCGACUGACCUGCCACCUCCUUACGAGUCUGUGGUGGGGCAGACGCCUGCCAGCCAGGUCACUACGAGCAUCGAGCAACAGGCUACAGAGUCCAGUUUGUGUGAGAGAAACACCACUGCAGGUCUCAGCACGCAGGCCUCGGUGGACAGUGCAUCACUGAUGGUAUCAGAGGUGGCUGAUCAGGACCAGACUUGCUCCUCAGAGGACUUGUGCUCCCUGGAGGUCCAGGGCUCUGACUCCUCUCCUUACGGCACACCCCACACUGCCCCCACUGACGGAAGCUGCACCAGCCUGGAGCUUUGUACACGUGGCUCCUCGCAUGGCCACGGUGGCCUGCCUAACAUGGAUGUCCGCCCCAGUGAUACCGGAUACAGUGAGUGUUCACAGACCCAGGAGUCGCUGGAGCGCUCUCCAGACUGGUCUUCAGAAAACUUUAGCAAUCUGGACCAGGAGGACUCCACAGACAACACACAUCCGUGUGAGGAACUCAGUGCUGUGGUGCACAUGUGCGAUGAGCUUGCAUCAGCCAAGCAUUUACCAGAGGAGCCUCCUAAACCGCCGACACACUCGCUCAUUAAAGCGCGAAUGAUGAGCCGCAAGCUCAUGCUGCCUGUCGCUAUCCCCCCACCGCCUCAGCCUUGCUCCCCCACCUCUGUGGCCUCCUCUGGUGGAACUUCAGGCAUUAGCCCUUUGGCUCCGUCUCCCUCCCCUUCCCCUCCCAGCAGACCACGCGGCCCCAGGCUGUGCUUCAGUGUUUGGUCACCCUCUUCGACAUCACAACCCCCCUCUACCUCAGCCCAAAGUGUCUACUCGCCCUCAGAGAGGCCUCGGGUGCUCCGAGCAGCUAGGAGGUACCGCAAGCUGGCACGCAUUGUCCGCUCCACCAGUGACCCCAUCUCCUGCUCCUCUGCAACGGGACGAGAAAAUAGUGUCUGUGCCUCUGCCAAUAACCCCACUGCUGAAGCUUCAACUCAUACAUCACCGGAGCCAGACCCGAAAGACAUUUCCACAGAGGUUGUUGGGGCUAAAUCCGGUAACACGUGUGUCAGGAAGCAGCAGAAGGAGGACAGGAAGAUCGACAUCCUCUUUAAACCUCGAUCCCUCCACACAAACUCGUCCCACGAACGCCCGCACUCCCUGGCAGACCUGAAGAUGUACAAAGACACCAAAAUAUUGGUGGCCAAGUUCCUGGAGCAUUCAAACUGCAGUCUACCUCCUGAGGUCCAGCAGGUUGUCAACAACAUCAAGUGCGUCAUCAAGUCGGAUGAGAAACACAUGGAGGAGGCCAUCUUCAGUGCCAAUGUCAUAGAUCAGGUGAUGACCCAGCGCAUCAUAGGCAGUCCCAGAAAGCGAGAUCAAGAGGAUCUUCACCUCCAGAGCUGCGGCGCUUUGAGUUCCUCAUCGUCCCCUUCCAUGUGCCGUCCCAAACACCUCCCACAGACAACCAGCGCCUCCACCAAGCCACAGGACUCCCCCUCCUCUGAACAAAGCCUUGAGUACAGAGAAACCAUUCUUUGACCUUUCUCCCAACAAGGACUCGGGUCAAAACUCUGAGGGCAUUUCAUGGUGCUGGAGAUGCAGACACGUCGUGCUGUGCAGCAGAUGUCUGUAGAGUCAUUAACAACUCUUCAGACCGUGUGAGAUCAUUUAUUUGUACAGUGUGGCCGCAGUAUAGGCAAACUGAAAUGUUCUCAUGCUGUAUCUCCUAGUGCCCUGUGAGACCGUGCCAAGUCAUCAGCAGAAACGGUAGCAAACUCAGUCUAAGCCUGCCAGAGUCUGUAGAGGCUUCUUUCUCAUCAGAAAAUCAAAAGAAUGUUUCUCCCUCAGGGGAUCUUUUCUACUGCGUUUCAUCUCAUAAAAAAAAAGAAACAAAUAUACAAUUGGUAAAUUUGAAUUUUGGACUGAAAGACAAGGGAGAUUAUGUUUUCGCUAUUCCUCUUUCCUCAUAUGAAACAGAGGGACAUAUGUUUGUAUUAAACUGUGAACUGAACUGACCGGGCAUUGCUAGCUAUCGUUUGCAGAAGUUGUGGAACUGUUACUGAUAGGGUGGUGAUUAUUUUGUGGUGUCUCUGGUUCCAAAAACAUCUCAGAUGUGGAUUAUUUAACUUACCUCAUUGUGUUGCAGUUCUUAUCAGUGUUACAAUAAAUUCGGAGUUUGUA